GAACUUCAGAGAAACCAAGAAAGCAAAUCGAAGAUGAAAUGGUAGCUAAACACUUUAGCUAGCUGUAUUUGUGUUUAUCAAAAUGGCAAAAACAUACAUGAAUAUACAAAGCGGAUCAAUCUCAAUGAAAUUGCAUCCAACGUGCACGAGAACUUCAAUUGCAGGUUUUUAGUUAGCUAGAUAACUUAAUAGCUUUGAUGACCAAACGAAAUAUUGCAGAAGUACGCUAGUCAUGCAUCAUCGAAGGAGGACCAGUCUGGCAACACAGCUGUGCAAAGCUGUGAACGAUGGAGAACCAAGGUAAUGUGCUGUCAUAUCUUUACCUAACUAGUUACUACCAAAGAGUAUCCAUCUGUGCUACGCUAACGUUACUAGCUAGUAGAUCCACAGUAACUCCAUAAUAACUUACAACUAUGGCAAGCAUGUAGCAUUGGAGUCAUGAGAAGUGCCAGAGAUACUAGGCUACCACAGAUCAUAAUCUUUGCUACUGUCAGAAGGUAACGGUAACUAUCUAACUAACGUUACCCAUAGUUAACUAUUUAGUUAUAUGUCUGUUUAACUUAACCUUGUUGUCAAUAAGGUUUAUACCAAGUUUUAACCAUUGACAUACAUGCAAUGUAACACCCUCGAAUGACAAAACAAUAACAUUACUAUUUUCUGAACAUUAUUUUAGAACCGUACAGAUUCUUCUCGCACAAGGAGCAAAUCCCAAUCUUGUCGGAAGCAAAGGUGUUGCUGCUGUACAUUUGGCAGUUGGAAAAGAGACUGAGAAAAGUAUACGCUGCCUAAAAUUAAUUCUACAACAUGGGGCAGACCCCAACAUCAGGUAGGCCUAAAUUCAACUAAAUAGGCUCUACUGUAAAACAAUGUUAUCAACUGUUUUUCCAAUGUGCGUAACGUGUUGCUUGCCAUUAUGUUGUAUAGCUAGACAUAUUCCGUACAUCUUGUGACAUGGCUAUAUAAAUCAAAUUUUAUUGGUCACAUACACAUAUUUAGCAGAUGUUAUUGCAGGUGUAGCGAAAUGCUUGUGAGCUAGAAGCGGAGCUGCCAUGUCUGUCGGCGCCAUUGCAUGCUUAUAACAUGUCAUAAGCAUGCAUGCAGCAAAGCUUUACAUCAAAUGUCAUUCCCCCCCCCCCCCCCCCCCCCAUCCAGGUCUUCGGAUGGCUUGACAGCCCUGCACAUAGCAGCGUUAUGGGGUUGCUGUCAGAAUCUCAAACUGCUGUUAAAGAAUGGAGGGAACGCUAACUUAAAGGAUCAGGUGGGAGAGGGUACCCUUUAGUCUGAUUUCACUCAGAUUUUUUUUGCACUUGUGUUUAAAAUGUAGGCUACAGUAGACAUGAGUUACGUUACUGUAAGACUUGUAAGUAUUCACAAGAAAGCAGGAGGUUCAUAUUAACUAUGUUCAUAUUAACUAUGUUCUUCUGUAUAGAGUUCUGUAAAACAACUUAAAACAACGCUGUCUCUGUGUCUCUGUCUGUCUGUCUGUCUGUCUGUCUGUCUGUCUGUCUCUCUCUCUCUCUGUCUGUGUCUCUCUCUAUCUGUCUGUCUCUCUGUGUCUCUCUGUCUCUCGCCUACUUUGAGUUGUUCUGGUGUGGUGUUCAUUAUUACAAGGCAAUUCCACAGUAACAUAGUGACAGAGAAUGUUCACUUUAAAAUGUAUGUUAAAAAAAAUCCUAUGAUUGCAAAGUUCAACAAACCAUACAACUCUAUGCAAAAUGACUACUUUUACCACUGAAAAUUUUUGCAAAAACACAUAUACUUGAAGAACAGCGCAGAUGCGAAGUUUGUAACAGAAUAACGGUUUGUGCCGUCAUUCUGUUAACAAACAUUACAUAAUAAAAAAAAACGAUAAUAAUCGGAGUCUGUCAAUGUGUUUCCGUGAAAUUGCUCUAACACUAAACACUGGACAAAGAUUUUGAAACAAUCACCACUUUUUCCUUCUUCAUAAACCCCCCCGUUUACAGUAUGGCAAACAGCCUCACCAUACUCCUUAUGUCGUCUCUCGGCAGGAUGGGAACAAACCAGGUGAUCUGGCAAAACAACAGGACAACCGCAGAUGUGCUCACCUCCUUCAGGAGUACCAGUCUCAGUCGUUGGACACAGAGGAGGAAGAUCUGCCUCACUUCCAGUACUGUAAGACAUUGUCCAGAUGAUUUGUGAUGCUAAUAGUUCAUUAUACAUAUACAGUUGCUUGCGAAAGUAUUCUCACCCCCUUUGGCAUUUUUCCUAUUUCGUUGCCUUACAACCUGGAAUUUAAAUAAAACAAUUGGGGGGGGGGGGUUUGUAUCAUUUGAUUUACACAACAUGCCUACCACUUUCAAGAUGCAAAAUAUUUUUUAUUGUGCAAGAAAUAAGACAAAGAAACAGAACUUGAGCGUGCAUAACUAUGCUGGAAGGUGAACCUCCGUCCCAGUCUCAAAUCUCUGGAAGAAUGAAACAGGUUUCCCUCAAGAAAUUCCCUGUAUUUAGCGCCAUCCAUCAUUCCUUCAAUUCUGACCAGUUUCCCAGUCCCUGCCGAUGGGAAAAACAUCUCCACAGCAUGAUGCUGCCACCACCAUGCUUCACUGUGGGGAUGGUGUUCCCGGGGUGAUGAGAGGUGUUGGGUUUGCGCCAGACAUAGCGUUUUCCUUGAUGGCCAAAAAGCUCAAUUUUAGUCUCAUCUGACCAGAGUACCUUCUUCCAUAUGUUUGGGGAGUCUUCCACAUGCCUUUUGGCGAACACCAAACAUGUUUGCUUAUUUUGUUCUUUAAGCAAUGGCUUUUUUUCUGGCCACUCUUCUGUAAUGCCCAGCUCUGUGGAGUGAACGGCUUAAAGUGGUCCUAUGGACAGAGACUCCAAUCUCCGCUGUGGAGCUUUGCAGCUCCUUCAGGGUUAUCUUUGGUCUCUUUGUUGCCUCUCUGAUUAAUGCCCUCCUUGCCUGGUCCGUGAGUUUUUGUGGACAGCCCUCUCUUGGCAGGUUUGUUGUGGUUCCAUAUUCUUUCCAUUUUUUAAUAAUGGAUUUAAUGGUGCUCCGUGGGAUGUUCAAAGUUUCGGCAAUUUUUUUAUAACCCAACCCUGAUCUGUACUUUUCCACAACUUUGUCCCUGACCUGUUUGGAGAGCUCCUUGGUCUUCAUGGUGCUUGGUGGUGCCCCUUGCUUAGUGGUGUUGCAGACUCUGGGGCCUUUCAGAACAGGUGUAUAUAUACUGAGAUCAUGUGACACUUAGAUUGCAAGCAGGUGGACUUUAUUUAACUAAUUAUGUGACUUCUGAAGGUAAUUGGUUGCACCAGAUCUUAUUAAGGGGCUUCAUAGCAAAGGGGGUGAAUACAUAUGCACGCACCACUUUUCCCUUAUUUAUUUUUUGAAACAAGUUAUUUUUUUUCAUUUCACUUCAUCAAUUUGGACUAUUUUGUGUAUGUUCAUUACAUGAAAUCCAAAUAAAAAUCCAUUUAAAUUACAGGUUUUAAUGCAACAAAAUAGGAAAAACGCCAAGGGGGAUGAAUACUUUUGCAAGGCACUGCAUCGCCUUCACAUUGACACAACUCUGUGACGUGUCACUGUUGGUAAGAGCAUGACGCUAGUGACGCCGGGGUCAUGUGACGACGUCGGGGUCAUGGGUUCAAUUCCCUCGGGUCACAUAAAUGGGGGCGGCAGGUAGCUUAGUGGUUAAGAGCGUUGUGCCAGUAACCGAAAGGUCGUUGGUUCUAAUCCCCGAGAUUAAAAAUAUGUCGAUGUGCCCUUGAGCAAGGCACUUAACCCUAAUUGCUCCUGUAAGUCGCUCUGGAUAAGAGCGUCUGCUAAAUAACUAAAAAUGUAUUUUUUUUAAAAUAGAUGUCUUGGAUAAAAUCGUAUGUUAUUAUAAGAGUCUGAUAAUAAGAGUCUCAUUACUUUGUCCUUUCUAUUUUUUGCAGCUGUUUACAAUGGCCAAGGUGAUGCGUCAAGCUACACUGAAUCCGAACACUGCAGUGUUAGCUCUCACAGCCUGUCCUUGCUGAGUGACUUUGGGGAGGGCCCACUGAGUAGCACGCGUCAGACCUCAUUCUUUGAACUGUCUGCUAUUAGCAACAGGCACAGUUGGAGAGGAGGACCCCAUUCAGGGGCAUCUGAUUAUAAAUCUAACCCUAACACCAAUGAGUGGGACAUGGACUCUGACUGGGAUCCUCCAUCAGUGUUAUCAAGCACUCGUAUGUCCGUCGCAGGUCCUAGAGCUGCACUGCCUGUACUUCAGGAGGACGUACCACUCACUGACUGCAGUGCGCUACAUCCGCCUCAGGAUGUAGACCUACAUCUCCCUGCAACUGGGAACAGACUCUCUCCUCAGUUGGACCCACUCCCUCCUUGCUUAUCACGACGCGCGAGCCGCAAGAGUGUGAGCUUCAGAGAGGAAGUGGACGAAUACUUCCCUGUUUUUAGUUCAGAAUCUCUCAGGCAGGAGCCAGGGGGUCAGGGUAUUCCCCACUCUAAAGACUGUACCCUCGACUUCUCGGAAUACUCUGAGUUCCUGGAUCCAGAGCGCAUGGCCACCGUCCUAGAUUACCAGGGGAUCGACGUCACGUCCCCUGAACAUGUGUUUGUUUUCUCCAAGGAUGAUAAUAAUGAGUGCACUGAGAUUGACAUGGAAAAAACAGUUGUUGGACACUUCCCAUUUGAGGAAGAGAACGGAGAAGUCAUUGAGAACCUGGUAGAAGAAGUGAAGGUCCCUGAACGACCGUCGUGUGGCUCUGCUAGCAGCAGCAGCAGUGGAGCUAGUAGGUACAGUAGCUGUGAUAGUGACCAUUACAUUACGACCCUGGAGGCGUCCCCCAGGCGGGUCUCACCCUCUGAAGAGGAGCGUAAAGUUAAAAGUAGAGGUGUCGAAGACGACAAACACACACACAAUCCCAUGGACACUAACAAUGUAGAUACUGAUGAAUUCAGACUGACUGAAACUCCCAACAGCUCAAAGAGGUCAAAACCAGCCAUGGAAGAACUACCAGGCGUGGUAGAUAACCUCACAUUGUCCGACAAAAUAUCUCCAACCAAAGGUCCAGGUUGUGAAGAGAUAUUUCCAGCUGCUGUCUCAGCGGGUAAUGUGGAAGAGUUGUCAACAACACCGACUGAAUACACUCCCAGACCUGGUUCUACUCUAGCAUUGGAGGAGGACCUGCCUCUGACCCCAAGUCCCUUUGUCACUGGUAGGACGCACUCAAGGCUGAGUCGCUGCUCGGUAAGAAGCAGCAAGACCCCCGAGAGCCUCCUGUCCACCUCCUCGCUGUUUGAGCAGACCUUGCCUACACCGACACGCACACGCCGCCAAAACAUCAAGUCGCAAGGCAGCGACAACGUCUUUUACAACACGCCAGGCGGGCGUAGUCGCACCCCUGUCUUUUCUGGAAACAGGACAGGUAGUACUUCUGGGGACUCAUUUGUCAUCUAUGAGAGCCAGGAGACUCAAUCUAGCACUCUCGGAGCCGACAGAGGUCAAGGGUCAUGUGUCAGUGCCAGCCAAGCAGACACCCUCAUCAUCACUAAGGAUGACAGAGGUCAGGGUUCUUGUGUUAGUGCCAGCCAAGCUGACACCCUCAUCUCUAAAACAAUGGCAGACACAGUCAUCAUAACUCCAAGUUUAGCUGACAAAUUCUCUCUACUGGAUAAUGACUCUUUUGAAGAUCCUCACAUAGAGCUUUUACCCACUUAUCCGAGAAAAUACGUUAUUGAAGGUGGUGAAUUUCUGACCGACGAUUUGUCCAGCUCCAGUGAUGCAGUUACUAAGGAGGGGACAGUUGGUAGCUUUGGGCCAAGAGUGGAAGAAUCCUGGACCACAGAGGAUGCCGACUCAAGCUCAUCGCUGUCAAGUUCCCAGACUCCAUCUUCAUCCAGCUCCAGUUACUUCUCUCCAAAGAGAGGUCACCACCCCUCUACCCCAGGAUGCACUCCGCGCUACAGCAUGAGCCGACUCCCCAGCUUUCACAAGCCCCAGCGGCUGGCCAGCCUCUCCUACACCCCCAGCGGACGUCCUCUAGUCCCGGACCUGGAGGAACCGGUGGAGUACCUCUACACGGACACGGAGCAGGGUCACGAACUGAUCGAGACCCACGUCCCACCUGCGGCCAACACCUCACUCAGCUCCAGCAUGAGCACGUCCAGCAGCGAGGAGACGGUGCUGUACGACUGGCGCUCCCUGCAGGGCGGCAGAGGCACGGUGGCCAAAGGGAAGGAGAACCAGGAGCCCGUGGUGGCUCAGGAGUGGUCAGAGACCAAAGGGCUGACGGACAAGGAGCUGAGACGCAGGCUUGUGGAGAUGGGAGAGAGUCCGGGACCCAUAAGCAGCCGCACCCGGCCAGUGUACAUGCAGAGGCUGAGGCGGCUGUUGCUGGAGCCGGCCACUCAACAACAACAACUGCCGGACCAGCCCCAAGGUAAUGUUCCCUUUCAUCUGUGUUAACUCUCAAUCAAAUUUCAUGAUGAUGUCAUUAAGGUUAGAUCAGACAUGUACUGAGGGGUAAACACUGUUGAUUAUGUAAAUAAAAAUUUUAUUCGUCACAUGUACAUUAAAGCCUUCCGCAUGCUUCGGGUUUGCCUGGCACCUAGCCGAACGAGUGUGUUCGCAUACUUCCUUAAAAGACCUUCGCUUGAAAAACAAGAAGAAAACGGCAAUAGUACUGUUUGUCCAUCUUGAGACGCUGUAGCCAGUACUUCCUCAAAAUAGUCUGAAUUAAGAUACAGUGCCUUGCAAAAGUAUUCUUCCCCCUUGGUGUUUUUUCUAUUUUGUUGCAUUACAAUCUGUAAUUUAAAUUGAUUUUUAUUUGGAUUUCAUGUAAUGGACAUACACAAAAUAGUCCAAAUUGGUGAAGUGAAAUGAAAAAUAACUUAUUUCAAAAAUUCUAAAAAAUAAAUAAUGGAAAAGUGGUGCGUGCAUAUGUAUUCACACCCUUUGCUAUGAAGCCCCUAAAUAAGAUCUGGUGACACCAAUUACCUUCAGAAGUCACAUAAUUAGUUAGAUUGCACACAGGUGGACUUUAUUUAAGUGUCACAUGAUCUCAGUAUAUAAACACCUGUUCUGAAAGGCCCCAGAGUCUGCAACACCACUAAGCAAAGGGCACUACCAAGCAAGCGGCACCAUGAAGACCAAGGAGCUCUCCAAACAGGUCAGGGACAAAGUUGUGGAGAAGUACAGAUCAGGGUUGGGUUCUAAAAAAAUAUCUGAAACUUUGAACAUCCCACGGAGCACCAUUACAUCCAUUAUUUAAAAAAUUGAAAGAAUAUGGCACCACAACAAACCUGCCAAGAGAGGGCCACCCACCAAAACUCAUGGACCAGGCAAGGAGGGCAUUAAUCAGAGGCAACAAAGAGACCAAAGAUAACCCUGAAGGAGCUGCAAAGCUCCACAGCGGAGAUUGGAGUAUCUGUCCAUAAGACCACUUUAAGCUGUACACUCUACAGAGCUGGGCUUUACGGAAGAGUGGCCAGAAAAAAGCCAUUGCUUAAAGAACAAAAUAAGCAAACAUGCUUGGUGUUCGCCAAAAGGCAUGUGGGAUACUCCCCAAACAUAUGGAAGAAGGUACUCUGGUCAGAUGAGACUAAAAUUGAGAUUUUUGUCCAUCAAGGAAAACGCUAUGUCUGGCGCAAACCCAACACCUCUCAUCACCCCGAGAACACCAUCCCCACAGUGAAGCAUGGUGGUGGCAGCAUCAUGCUGUGGGGAUGUUUUUCCAUCGGCAGGGACUGGGAAACUGGUCAGAAUUGAAGGAAUGAUGGAUGGCACUAAAUACAGGGAAAUUCUUGAGGGAAACCUGUUUCAGUCUUCCAGAGAUUUGAGACUGGGAUGGAGGUUCACCUUCCAGCAGGACAAUGACCCUAAGCAUACUGCUAAAGCAACACUCGAGUGGUUUAAGGGGAAACGUUUAAAUGUCUUGGAAUGGCCUAGUCAAAGCCCAGACCUCAAUCCAAUUGAGAAUCUGUGGUAUGACUUAAAGAUUGCUGUACACCAGCGGAACCCAUCCAACUUGAAGGAGCUGGAACAGUUUUGCCUUGAAGAAUGGGCAAAAAUCCCAGUGGCUAGAUGUGCCAAGCUUAUAGAGACAUACCCCAAGAGACUUGCAGCUGUAAUUGCUGCAAAAGGUGGCUCUACAAAGUAUUGACUUUGGGGGGGUGAAUAGUUAUGCACACUCAAGUUAUUUUUUCACAAUAAAAAAAUAUUUUGCAUCUUCAAAGUGGUAGGCAUGUUGUGUAAAUCAAAUGAUACAAACACCCCAAAAAUCCAUUUUAAUUCCAGGUUGCAAGUCAACAAAAUAGGAAAAAUGCCAAGGGGGGUGAAUAAUUUCACAAGCCACUGUAACUCAUGAAAUCUGUCAUUUAAUUUUGACGUUUCUGUCGAGGAGAUCUUAGUCGCGCAAUCUUACACCUAAGAUGUUUGGUUCAGCAUUUCUCAAGUGACAUUUUUUUCCAUGAACAAUUCCUUUUUCGUUGAAUGACAACAAACUUAAUUGAAGAAUCCCUACUGUUGACCAAACGCAAACAAACGUUUGUGUGGACGAACCAAAACAUCACAAAAUGUCAUCAUAAUAUAUGCACAAACUGUUCCGAACUGUUUCGGAAAGCAUGAGGACGCCUUAAACAGUGAAAUGCUUACGGGCUCUUCCCAACACGGAGAGAAAAUUGAGAAAUAAUAGUAAAGUAAUAAUAAAUAACGAUAAAUUGGGGAUAUACACAAGGUACUAGUACCAGUACCGAGGUAAUUGAGGUAGAUGCACUAUAUAUGCAAAAGUAUGUGGACAACCCUUCAAAUUAGUGGAUUCUGCUAUUUCAGCCACACCCGUUGCUGACAGGUGUAUAAAAUCGAGAACACAGCCAUGUAAUCUCCAUAGACAAACAUUGGCCUUACUGAAGAGCUCAGUGACUUUCAACAUGGCACAGUCAUUGGAUGCCACCUUUCCAACAAGUCAGUUGGUCAAAUUUCUGCCCUGCUAGAUCUGCCCCGGUCAACUGUAAGUGCUGCUAUUGUGAAGUGGAAACAUCUAGGAGGAGGAACGGCUCAGCCGCGAAGUGGUAGGCCACACAAGCUCACAGAACGGGACCACUGAGUCCUGAAGCGCGUAGUGCCUAAAAAUCGCCUGUAUUCAGUUGCAACACUCACUACCAAGUUCCAAACUGCCUCUGGAAGCAAUGUCAGCACAAUAACUGUUUGUCGGGAGCUUCAUGAAAUGGGUUUCCAUGGCCGUGCAGCCGCACACAAGCCUAAAAACACCAUGCGCAAUGCCAAGCGUCGGCUGGAGUAGUAUAAAGCUCACCGCCAUUGGACUCUGGAGCAGUGGAAACGCGUUCUCUGGAGUGAUGAAUCACACUUCACCAUCUGGCAGUCCAACGGACGAAUCUGGGUUUGGCAGAUGCCAGGAGAACGCUACCUGCCCAAAUGCAUAGUGCCAACUGUAAAGUUUGGUGGAGGAGGAAUAAUGGUCUGGGGCUGUUUUUCAUGGUUCGGGCUAGGCCCCUUAGUUCCAGUGAAGGGAAAUCUUAACGCUACAGCAUACAAUGACAUUCUAGACGAUUCUGUGCUUCCAACUUUGUGGCAACAGUUUGGGGAAGGCCCUUUCCUGUUUUAGCAUGACAAUGCCCCUGUGCACAAAGAGAGGUCCAUACAGAAAUGGUUUGUUGAGAUCGGUGUGGAAGAACUUGACUGGCCUGCACAGAGCUCUGACCUCAACCCCAUUUGAACACCUUUGGGAUGAAUUGGAACACCGACUGCAAGCCAGGCCUAAUCGCCCCAAAAUCAGUGCCCGACCUCACUAAUGCUCUUGUGGCUGAAUGGAAGUAAGUCCCCCGCAGCAAUGUUCCAACAUCUAGUGGAAAGCCUUCCCAGAAGAGUGGAGGCUGUUAUAGCAGCAAAGGGGGGACCAACUCCAUAUUAAUGCCCAUGAUUUUGGAAUGAGAUGUUCGACGAGCAGGUGUCCACAUACUUAUGGUAAUGUAGUUUAUGUACAUAUAGGUAGGGAUAAAGUGACUAGGCAAUGGGAUAGAUAAUAAACGGUAACAGCAGCUUAUGUGCUGAGUCAAAAAAGUUAGUGGGUCAAUGCAGAUAGUCCAGGUAGCUAAUAGUCCAGGUAGCUAUAUUAACUAUUUAGCAGUCGUAUGGAUUGGGGGUAGAGGCUGUUAAGGGUUCCAGACUUGGUGCAAGUUAGUUAUUAGCGUAAAGUGGUUGGUUACUUCAGUGUUUACCCACCUUCUGAUUUUUCACCACUACAUACCUGGGUUAGUUACCUUUUUUAAAGAUUAUCCAAUUAACUAUUACUACUUAUGAAAAUGCUACUCUUUCCUGCUGUGGUGACUGACUGAGCUAUGUAUGUUUAGGUCCUGCACAGGGACACAGUCCAGAGCUGUGUGUGGCCCUGCGGACGUUGGUGCUGCCCAACUGCCAGGCCGACGAGCUGGCACUGUGCCAGCAGUUUGACCAACCAGACCAAAACAGGAAGUGGCGGGAAGGUGUCAUCAAGUCCAGCUUCAACUACCUGCUACUGGACCCCAGGUCAGUUGUAAUCGUUUGGCUUUUCCAUCACUCUUUCCUUGAUUCCUUGCAUCCUCUCACCUUAAAGCCGGCGGGGAGAGGUUCACCUUGGACCUUCUCCUCCAAUACGGUUGAGGAGAUGGGGUGCAAUUAAUUUUAGACAAUGUCACUUCCUUUUCCUACAUCAGAGUAACCAAGAACCUACCGUAUCGGAGUCAUUCCAUGAGCCCUUUGGAGUGUUUUCAGACCUUCAUCAGCGCUAUAUUCUACGUGGGCAAGGGCAAGCGCUCCCGACCCUACAGUCAUCUGUACGAGGCUCUGGAGUACCACAGAGGAGAUAAGACUUCUAAGGUUGGAGUCACUGUCUUUAACUGUUUGACAGACAAAUAACCCAAUCCCACUGCACUUAUACUGUCUGGUACAAUACAACCAACCGACAGGAGGAACUACAAAGACCUACAGUUGAAGUCGGAAGUUUACACACACCUUAGCCAAAUACGUUUAAACUCAGUUUUUCACAAUUCCUUACAUUUAAUCCUAGUAAAAAUUCCCUGUCUUAGGUCAGUUAGGAUCACCACUUAUUUUAAGAAUGUGAAAUGUAAGAAUAAUAGUAGAGAGAAUUAUUUAUUUCAGCUUUUAUUUCUUUAAUCACAUUCCCAGUGGGUCAGAAGUUUACAGACACUCAAUUAGUAUUUGGUAGCAUUGCCUUUAAAUUGUUUAACUUGGGUCAAACGUUUCGGGUAGCCUUCCCACAAGCUUCCCACAAUAAGUUGGGUGAAUUUUGGCCCAUUCCUCCUGACAGAGCUUGUGUAACUGAAUCAGGUUUGUAGGCCUCCUUGCUCGCACACGCUUUUUCAGUUCUGCCCACAGAUUUUCUAUAGGAUUGAGGUCAGGGCUUUGUGAUGGCCACUCCAAUACCUUGACUUUGUUGUCCUUAAGCCAUUUUGCCACAACUUUGGAAGUAUGCUUGGGGUCAUUGUCCAUUUGGAAGAACCAUUUGCGACCAAGCUUUAACUUCCUGACUGAUCUCUUGAGAUGUUGCUUCAAUAUAUCCACAUAAUUUUCCUUCCUCAUGAUGCCAACUAUUUUGUGAGUGUACCAGUCCCACCUGCAGCAAAGCACCCCCACAGCAUGAUGCUGCCACUCCCGUGCUUCACGGUUGGGAUGGUGUUCUUUGGCUUGCAAGCCUCGCCCUUUUUCCUCCAAACAUAACGAUGGUCAUUAUGGCCAAACAGUUCUAUUUUUGUUUAAUCAGACCAGAGGACAUUUCUCCAAAAAGUACGAUCUUUGUCCCCAUGUGCAGUUGCAAACCAUAGUCUGGCUUUUUUAUGGUGGUUUUGGAGCAGUGGCUUCUUCCAUGCUGAGCGGCCUUUCAGGUUAUGUCGAUAUAUAGGACUUGUUUUACUGUGGAUAUAGAUACUUUGUACCUGUUUCCUCCAGCAUUUUCACAAGGUCCUUUGCUGUUGUUCUGGGAUUUAUUUGCACUUAUCGCACCAAAGUACGUUCAUCUCUAGGAGACAGAACGUGUCUCCUUCCUGAGCGGUAUGACGGCUGCGUGGUCCCAUGGUGUUUAUACUUGCGUACUAUUGUUUGUACAGAUGAACGUGGUACCUUCAGGUGUUUGGAAAUUGCUCCCAAGGAUGAACCAGACUUGUGGAGGUCUACAAUUUUUUUUAUGAGGUCUUGGCUGAUUUUCUUUUGAUUUUCACAUAAUGUCAAGCAAAGAGGCACUGAGUUUGAAGGUAGGCCUUGAAAUACAUCCACAGGUACACCUCCAAUUGACUCAAAUUAUGUCAAUUAGCCUAUCAGAAGCUUCUAAAGCCAAUUUCCCAAGCUGUUUAAAGGCACAGUCAACAUAGUGUAUGUAAACUUCUGACCCACUGGAAUUGUGAUACAAUGAAUUAUAAGUGAAAUAAUCUGUCUGUAAACAAUUGUUGGAAAAAUUACUUGUGUCAUGCACAAAGUAGAUGUCCUAACCGACUUGCCAAAACUAUAGAAAUUUGUGGAGUGGUUGAAAAACGAGUUUUAAUGACUCCAACAUAAGUGUAUGUAAACUUCUGACUUCAACUGUAUAACAAGAGAAAAACAACAAUGUCUACGAAAGUUCUAAUGUAAUGGUCAUGUGAAAUUAGGGUAUGGUCCACCUCAUACAUUAAUGUCCAUGUAUUUCCUUCUAUUUUGGGACAGAAACUGUGCUCCAAGGUGCAGCACAUCCUCCAGGUGUGGAAGGCCGAGCAGGGGGUGAUCUCUCUGCACUGCUUCCAGAACGUCAUCCCUGUGGAGGCCUACACACGUGAGGCCUGCAUGGUGGACGCCAUUGGUGAGUGGCCAUUCUUUAUUUGGGGCCCAUAUCAGUUGUCUGAAGUAGCUUUAUCUCCUUGUCUCCUGUCCUUCAUUUUGACUCAUCUGAAAAUACAAAACAAGUCGAUAUUGAGGAUGCCUUUCGGUAAUUUCCUUUCACUUGUGUAGUUCGUAACGGUCAGUGAAGAAAGGGAGACGAGGACAGGAAACCGCCUUAUGGACAGGAAACCGCCUGGUUGUACUGUUUUUAAGAUGGAUGUCUUGAGAUUUUAUCUGCAUGCUUUUGAUUCUUACCUGAACUACAUUGCAAUUGAAGUGUUUAGGUCAAAAAAAUUGUCUCAUUUAUUUAUAACUUUGAGUGUCAUUUAAAGGUUUUUUAAUCCUACAAAUUGUAUAAAAAAAAAAAAAAAAAAAACUCACCUAUAUAGGAAACAAAAUAAGGUAAACAGUUUUAAACAAAAUAAAUCUUCCCAUUGCAGGGUUGAAGAUGCUGACCAACCUGAAGAGAGGCGACUACUACGGGGUGGUGUCCACAUGGCAGGUGAAGAGGAAGAGGGAGCUGGGAGUGCACCUGCUCUACCGAGCCAUGCAGAUCUUCCUGGCUGAGGGAGAGAGGCAGCUCAGACCUCCUGAUAUCAGGGCGGGACAGUAGUGACCCCCAGAGGGUAGAGUUGGGUACUGCACCAACAGAAAAUGAAAGUGUGUUUUUCAGACAAAACUUGGGCUUAAAGGUCCAAUGUAGCCGUUU
Molecule: messenger RNA, 13509 nt
Organism: Coregonus sp. 'balchen'
Lineage: Eukaryota; Metazoa; Chordata; Actinopteri; Salmoniformes; Salmonidae
Source: the annotation of a GenBank genome assembly